Messenger RNA from Pyrenophora tritici-repentis Pt-1C-BFP, 2604 nucleotides. Its product is annotated as DUF3812 multi-domain protein. Gene Ontology annotation, biological process: eisosome assembly. Lineage: Eukaryota; Fungi; Ascomycota; Dothideomycetes; Pleosporales; Pleosporaceae. The record is from RefSeq and is a predicted model, not a curated record.
AUGGCGACUACGACUACAGCAAAUGCGCCCCCCACUUCUGGCAGUAUGCCAAUGAAGACAACGGAAGAGGCGGGUCCACCGCGAUUCCCUGCUGACACCAAGAUGCACUGUCCUGACCCAUCGGCGCAUCAGCCAAAGAGCAGCGCAUUACAAAAUCAGGCAUCCGCAGCUGCGCUGUACUCACACAACCCGCCUAGCACCCUCAAGACAAACGCGUCGCGGAGCAGCACAAACCUGCUCGGGGCCGACGGCAAGCUUUCCUCCGCAAGCGCUGCCACCAGUCUCAAGUACGCAAAAGCGCAGGAUCUUCCCAGCUAUCCCGUCAUUGGCAUCGACACCAAGUCGUCUGCUGGCGCCGCCGCUUUACUGGCUGAUCAAAACAAGAAGAGCCCAGCACGAUGGAAACCCGAACAGUCGUCGGCGGCAGGUAAGGCAGCAUUAAUCGCAAACGGCUACAAGAUGGCCCCAGCAUGGCGACCAGAGGCUAGUACGGCUGGCUCAAAGGCAGCUCUACUUGCCCAUAGAGAUGCUGUUAAGACGAACGCAUGGCAGCCUGAGGCUAGCUCCGACGGUCAUUCGGCUGCGACUAUUGCAAUGCGCAAGAAAGCACCCGGUCCCAACGUCGAUCAUGGAUACACAGACCAGAGCAGGAAGAACGCUUUCACUGCAGCCACGGAUGCUCACUCUGCUUCGCGACGGCUGCGCUCUCAGUCUAACCCAACACUCCCGCCACUGUAUCCAGACGCUCAUAACUCGGCAAAGAAUGCAUUAGGCGCAGCGACACUUGCACACAGCGCAUCCACGCGAGCCAAACCACAGGUCAGUGUAGUUGAUUCCAAUCGCCAUGGCCACGGCGCGAUGGAGGCAGCUCGUAUACAGCAUGCGAAGAGCAUAUCGCGGGACAUGUACACCAGUACCCCUUCUGUAUCGCUGGAGACAGAAGAAAAGAAGCGCAACGACGCUCUUCGUGCGUCUGCCAUCUCCAUGGCCAAGAAGAUCUACGAUGUACAACAGCAGAAUAUCGAUGUUGCAUCUGGAAGAUCUGCCGCGCGUACAGGUGCAACUGCUGCUCAUAGUCAGCAGCCAGCAACUGGCGAGGCUGAUAUUAAGCAACAAGCGAUGCGCUAUAUUGGUAUCCAGGAAGCUGCUCAAAAGCUGGCCCAGGAAAGACUGGCCAAAAUUGGAUUUGAUGAGAAUGCGGCGUACAGAAGUUAUUAUGGCUAUGAACAGCCAACUCGCUCAAAGCUCAGUAUGCGCCGUGGCCGCAAUCGUGCACACAGUGCAUCAGAGACUGCAGCUGGAGAAACAUCAGAUUCGGACGAAGAUGAUUUCCGUUCGAGGCGCAUUCGCUCGCAAAUGGAACAGUUCAACAAGCAGUUGGCUGAUGUGGACGCAAAGAAACGUGAGAAUGAUCGCAAGUCUUUGCUUGCUGCGGCCCAGCGCAGAGUUCAGGCUCAGAUGCAGGGCAUGGACAAGAAGAUCUACGACGAGACCGGCAGAAUGUCGUCUACCAUGAUCGACGAAUGGGAUGAAAAGGCCCGUAAACGUGCCGUUGCUAACUCGGAGGCUCGUAUGGAGAAUCAUGGCAGAGUGCAUAUUGGCAACGGCAAAUGGAUGGACCAGGCGGACAUUGAUGCUAUUGCUCAGGCCAGAAUUCAACCCACUCUAGAUGAGAUUACCGAGAAGACCGAAAAGCGUUUGGCCGAGGAUGAGAAACGGCGGGCUGAAGAAGAGGAGCGUCGGCUUGAUAUGGAACAUGAGAAACGCCGCAUUAAGACUGAGAAAGAGCGUGCUGCCGAAAUCAAGGCCGAAGAAAAGCAGGGGAGGGAGGAAGAGAAGAGGGUCGCUAAAGCACGAGCUAUUGAGGAGAAGACUGCGGCAAAACAAGAGAAGGAAGCUGAGAAAAAGAGAAUAGAGGAGGAUAAAUUGGCUAGAGAACAACACAAGUCGAACGAUGUUCCAGUCGCUGAAGACGUCGAUAACGAUGGCUUGUACAACGAGCCGACGCUUUCCACCGAAGCCCGAAAUACACCCGGACAUGAAGCUGCCGACAUGACCUCACCGACGUCACCUGGAUCCUCGAAAGGAUUCAAAUCGCUCCUUAGCAAGCUAAAGCGGCGAUCGAAGCACUCAUCCACAGAUGGGUCCGAGGAUAAUACCAAAGAAAAAGAGACGGCUUUCGUCGGUGGUGCAGCACUUCGGAAUCCUGCAUCGAAGGAUCCAUCGCAGUCACAUUCAUCUACAAGCACUGUUCUGCCAGGGAGGGCUGUAGAAAGCCAUGUGUCCGCCGAGGUAGAUCGAUCAACAGAAGCAAAUCUCACCAAGCCCGUAUAUGUCCCUCAUGUUGACAAUACUGAUGGAGACCGUUACUCGGAUGUUUCUUCCUUGUCAAGCGAUGGAGAUGAGUUUGACAUGGUUAGGGGUCGCUUAACAAAACGCGUUGUUAGCGGAAGUACAGACAUGUCUGGAGCGGAAACUUUCGAGGAAGCCAGAGACCACUUUGAUGAAAACCUCGUACCACCUCCAGCAUUUGGCUCUGAGGUGGCGACUGCACGAAAAGGAAGUCCCAGUCGCGAGUCGAAGUUCCAAGAAGUCGGACUAUAG